CUUCCGUUUACAGCUCAAGCUGGAUAAUGUGGUGAUGCUGAGUUCCUGCCAUGGGGUCUUCGGGCCUGGCUCGACUGCAGGGCCUCUUUGCAGUCUAUAAACCUCCCGGGCUGAAAUGGCUGCACGUGCGGAAGACCGUAGAGCUGCAAUUGCUGAAAGGUCUCAAUGCAGCGAAGCCUCCUGCUCCUGAAAAGCGUGUUUGCUUCUUGCUAGGCCCUGUGGAAGGCAGUGAAGAGAAAAAAUUGACCCUCACAGCUACCAGUGUGCCCACCCUCACUACCCACAGACUUGUACGUGGCCCAGCAUUUACCAGCCUUAAGAUUGGUGUCGGACAUCGCUUGGAUGCCCAGGCUUCUGGUGUGCUUGUGCUCGCCGUGGGACAUGGAUGCAGACUGCUCACUGACAUGUAUGAUGUUCACCUCACCAAGGAUUAUACAGUGCGUGGUCUUCUAGGCAAAGCUACAGACAACUUCUGUGAAGAUGGGCGGCUGAUAGAGAAGACAACAUAUGACCAUGUGACCAGAGAACUGCUGGACCGGAUCCUGGCUAUAAUCCAAGGCUCUCACCAAAAGGCACUGAUAAUGUACUCCAACCUGGAUCUGAAGUCCCAGGAGGCCUAUGAGAUGGCUGUACAAGGUUUGAUCCGGCCCAUGAACAAGUCCCCGAUGCUCAUCUCUGGCAUCCGCUGUCUGCACUUUGCACCUCCUGAGUUCCUUUUAGAGGUGCAGUGUAUGCACGAGACGCAGCAGCAGCUGAGGAAGCUGGUGCACGAAAUCGGCCUGGAGCUGAAGACCACCGCCGUCUGCAUGCAAGUGCGGCGCACUCGGGAUGGCUUCUUCAGACUGGAUGAUGCCCUCCUGAGAACCCAAUGGAAUCUGCACAGCAUCCAGGAUGCCAUCCAGACUGCAGCCCCCCGGGUGGCAGCAGAGCUGGAAAAGAACUUGAGACUGAGGUUGGGCCAUCAGCAGCUCCCCAGUGCUGGGCAGCCUUGGGGCUUCAAGGACCCAAGCUCUACUCUGGAGGUGGAAAGCUAUUCAGGGCAAUGAAUGCCUGGAUGUGGGUGGGCAAAGACAAAGGCACUUCACAAGUCAGAGCUGGUGACUAUGUAGAGUGAGAUCAAGGGCCUUAGCAUCCAGUGAAACAGAAGUGAAAAAGGGAAUCUUUACGUGAGGCACACUGCAGACAUGAGUUGGGUGUGGUGGCAGGGUCUGUCAUCUGGGCUGUUCGGGAAGCUCAGGAUAGAAUCUUGACGGUUCAAGGCCAGCCUAGGGUUACACAUUGAAACCUUGUCUCAAAAAUCAAAUCAGAGCCAGGCAUGAUGGCUCAGACCUGUAAUCAUUGCACUCAGGAGGUAGAGACAGAAGAUCAGGAGUUCAAGACCAUCUUGGCCACAUAGUGAGUUUAAGGCCAGUCUGGGAUGCUUCCAUUGUUUAGCUUUUCACAGAGAUGGGAAAUGUCACCUCAACACCUAAUGAUCACACCUAAUAAAUUGCACUGGUGAUUUACUUAGA
Phodopus roborovskii (desert hamster) is the source of this 1511-nucleotide messenger RNA. It is a transcript of the gene Trub2, whose product is annotated as TruB pseudouridine synthase family member 2. Gene Ontology annotation, biological process: pseudouridine synthesis; RNA processing. NCBI's taxonomy places the organism in Eukaryota, Metazoa, Chordata, Mammalia, Rodentia, Cricetidae. The record is from RefSeq and is a predicted model, not a curated record. The transcript is spliced from 8 exons. Gene Ontology annotation, molecular function: RNA binding; pseudouridine synthase activity. The coding region runs from base 51 to 1046 and encodes 331 amino acids.